Molecule: messenger RNA, 7867 nt
Organism: Diorhabda sublineata
Lineage: Eukaryota; Metazoa; Arthropoda; Insecta; Coleoptera; Chrysomelidae
Gene: mio
Product: GATOR complex protein MIOS
Exons: 13
Coding region: 91-2619 (842 amino acids)
Biological process (GO): positive regulation of TORC1 signaling; cellular response to amino acid starvation
Cellular component (GO): cytoplasm
Molecular function (GO): protein binding
Source: RefSeq, a predicted model, not a curated record
ACGUUGAAAAACAUAACCCUACUUACGCAAUGUUUGUAAACACAAUUGUUAUUAUUUAAAAGAAAACAUAUAUGAUAUUAUCUCGUAAUUAUGUCUGGUAAAUUAGAAAUUCAAUGGUCUCCAAUACACAACAAGUUCAUUACCUGGGGUGCAGAAAUUUGUCUGUAUCAAAUACAAGCUCUAAAAAAUGACACACUGCCUUCUACAGUAUUCAAAGUUUCUGAUACAACAUGUGCUCAAGUUUUAACAACUAACACCAAUCAUCAUUAUGUUAGAAGUAUUGAUAUCUACCCAAAAUGUGAAAAUGACUUACUCUUAGCCAUUGGUCUUGGUAAUGGUAGAGUUGCCUUAACAUCUUUUGGUCCAUCUGAACAUGAUGCUUAUGGAUUUCCAGGAAAAGAAUUAGUACCCAGACAUAGUCGUCAUUGUAACACAGUGCUAUUUAACCCUAUUGAGCAUAACUUAAUUGCGGCUGGUCUUGAUAAAUACAGGUCUGACAGUUCAAUUCUUAUUUGGGAUAUUCACAAAUUCAAUUCUAAUAAUGAUUCAUCAAAUAGUGGUAGAAUGGCUGUUAAUACAAUGGCACCAGCUGUUGAAUUGGUUAAACCAGUUGCAGAGUUCGGAACUUCAGAAGUUACAUACAGCUUAGCUUGGUUCCACGGAACAAGCAAAAUAUUAGCAUCUGGUAUGAAUGGAAAGAACAUAAAAAUUUUUGAUAUGCGAGAUCCAAAUAAGAUGGUAAAUUCAACUGUAACCAAAGGUGUUUUUGGUGUUUGUACAAAUCCUAAUGAUGAUAUGCAUCUAGCGUCUUAUUAUGAAAAUCAAAUCUGCCUUUGGGAUGUUAGAAAUUUUGAAAAAACUGUUGUUUCUAUUCCCCAAAGUAAAUCCAUAAUAAAAAUAGGAUGGUGUCCAACUAAAUACAGUUCCUUGGCAAGUUUACAACGUGAUAGCUCAGUAAUUAAUCUUUAUGAUAUCAAACAUAGUGUUGUUAGUAAUGAAGAACUUGAACCGAACGUGAUGGAGAGGAUUGUAAGUCCUGGUUCACCUCAUAACAUAACAUCUUUUUCAUGGCAUGCGACAGAUGAAAACCGUCUUUUGACUAUUGCCCUCUCCGGUACUAUUAAGGAUUAUACUGUUUUUGAUAGGAUAACCGUGAAUUGGUCGACAAAUAACAUCGUAUGGUCGCACGGUAGAAAGAUACUUCGAAAUAUCAAUGAUACAUUUGUAGAGGAUAUAUCACAUAAUAUCAAAGAGAGAGCGAAGGCUCGUUAUGGUAUUCAGGAAGAUUUUUCAAAAAACGCCGAAUUAGUAAAGGACGAUCUAUCGUUAGCUAACGUUUGGAACUGGCUUCAUUUGACGAAGCAACUAGUAGAAAGUGGUAUUAUAAAAGAUCCAGAAGAUAAGCAUCCGGGAGUUUUAUCGGUAAUAUCAAAUAUAGACCCUGUCCAAAAUAAAUCUGAUGUGGUUACUAUCUUUUGGCGCGACGUGGGUUAUCCUAAUUGUCAAGGCUCUGUAAUUAUGUACAGGCACGAAGAUAGAGACAAAGCUUUACGCUUAUGUAGUUGGCCGUUAGAAAAAGAUUCUCAAUACCUAAUGGAUUUUAUUGAACAUCUUGAAAAUUCGCAAGCCUACACCAGAGCCGCUGCCAUAGCAGUGUUUAAUCUCAAGAUACAAUUGGCAAUAGAGGUACUAAGAGGAGCUCCGAGUAAUGCCAAUUAUGGAUCGAACUUAAACGUUGUCGCUAUGGCACUCUCUGGUUUUUCCGAUGAACCCAAUAGCCUUUGGAGACAGAAUUGUCUCAACUGUCUGUCAAGAUUGAGUGAUCCUUACUUAAAAGCAAUGUUCAGCUUUCUAACAGCUCCAGAUUAUAAUUAUGAUGAAGUGCUGAACGAAAAAGGUAUAGCGGUAGAUGAUAGAGUAGCAUUAUCUUGUUUGUAUUUGCCAGAUGAAAAAUUAUUGGAAUAUAUGAGAAAAUUGUCAGAAGAACUUUGUAAUGAAGGUAAUUUGGACGGUCUUCUAGUCACGGGUAACAGUUCUACUGGAUUGAAACUCUUACAGAAAUAUCUGGAUAAUGUCGGUGAUAUUCAAUCAACGACUUUAAUCGCAACAAGGGCGUUCCAUGAUGAUUUAGGGUCUGAAGUUGUGACAAAUUGGAUUGAUAAUUACAGAAAUGUUUUGAAUAGUUGGAAAAUGUUUCACGAGCGCGCCGAUUUUGACAUAAUGUUAGCUUCCUACAAAUCCGAAAAACCACCUCAACAAGUUUACGUAUCUUGCAAUUUCUGUGGAAAAAGCAUAUCCGCUUACUUAUCUAGUCACGAUAGGAAUAGGCCUCAACUUCAUAAAAGUUCUGCGAUCAAAUCCAAGUUAUCUUCGUGUCCAAAUUGUCGAAAACCUUUACCAAGAUGUGCCAUUUGUCUACAAUAUAUGGGAACGACAACAGGGGAUUGUUCAGGAACAAAAAAUACGCCGUUCGAAUUAUGGUUUACGUGGUGUCAAACAUGUAGGCAUGGUGGCCAUGCAGGCCAUUUGUGCGAAUGGUUUGAUGAACAUCAAGAGUGUCCUGUGAGUGGAUGCAGUUGUAGGUGUUUCGCUAUAGAUGCAAUGAUAGCUCAAUCAUGAAAGUUGCAUAUACUCUAUAACCUAUAUUUUUAUACGUAUUAAAUAUGAUUUAGUACAUUGUGCAUCAAAAGGGUUUCGAAGUUGAAUUAUGACAAAAGUAUGUGUUAUUUACAUGUGCUUUAUGAUCGAAUUUUUUUUGGAACUGGCAACUUUUUUCUCACUUAAUGUUAAGUGCAAAGUAGUGUUUUACCCUAGUUGAAUAACUUUGAUAUAUCUUUAUGUUAAAAUUUCUGAAUCUAUCGGUGAUUUCAUACUAAACUAGACUGGGCCGAAAAAUUAUAUAUUGGAACCAAAAGUUGCUUACUGAUUUGAAACGUAGAUCCCCAAGUUGAGGUAAAACUAAUUUAUCGGUCCCCAAGGGGAAAAGAAACCCACACCUAAUUAUGUAACAAGAAUCAUAAAAAAUAUUGAGGUUCAACCGGGCCUAAGCUCAAAAAAAACCUUCAAUAUGCACAACACUGUCAAUAAGCCAAUGCACUUGUCUGCAUUGUUCUACUGCAGAUCAGUAGUAAAAGUUUAGUCACAUAUGAACAUAGCUCUAAUACAAGAAUUCAAUGGGAAUUAUUUUGGACACUUAUAGCUUAGUCUACCAGUUAAAGCAAUUGAUGUGUAAUUUCUUACAUUAUCAAAAAAGGCAUUACUUGUACAAAUCUGAAAGGUAUAGGAUGUGAGAGCACAAAUCUUUAUACAGUGUUGAAAGGAGGUGUUAUUCGACUAAUUGAAGAGUGGUUAGGAAGACCUUUGCAGCAUGCUAAAAAUUAAGGGUCACAAGAAAGACCCAUAUAACUAUUCAGAACCUAUUGAGAGUCUUGUGAACGACUGCGAAAAAGUUGCUGUUGUGCAAUUUGCGAAGCCAUUAAAAAUAGAAAUCUUCCCAAAAAUUUAUGCGAAAAGAAUCCUGGUAAGCCUUUCUCAAGUCUUUUCAGAAUCUCCUGUUUUUCAAGCAACGUUAAUGUUUUGUAUUUUCAUUUACACUGGGGUGACAUUUUUCUCACUAAUACUCUACUAAACAGCUACGUUGAGAAUAACACUAAACCAACAGAUGUUCGCGACACACGAAAUAAGAGAAUACUGGACCGAUCGUCAGUUGCUUCUUUACACUAGUGUUUAGUAUCAUGUCUCAACAUGAUUCUCCCAUCACACCCGUUUGAGACCUCCGGAUUACUGGAGUGCCGGAUCAAAGAGGUUCUACUGUACAUUGAAGGAACCGAGAGGAUUUAUUGGUAGAAGAGAAUUGACUGGCAGAAUACAAAUGUCACCGAAAUUCCAAUUAUCAAAGCCUUAACAAUUGCGGAAUUGACAGAACAAUCCAAUCAUUAGAAGUUAAUUUCUGGCGAUUCUCCUUGUCACAUUCCAGCAGUUGAAAGAUGUGUGAAAGUUACAGAAACAUCCUUGAAAGUAUGCGGAAGUUAAUCAAUGGAUGGAUAUAUCCGGGCAAAAAUUGAUGUAAGGAGAGAUUUUUUGAAACAAAGCUAAAUAUUGUGCUGCAGAAAAAUAUUAAUUUUUUCGAAGUGGGCGGAAAGGGAGGGAAGAUGUCCUCUCUAUGAGGUCUGGGCUGGUUUAAUAUUUAUUAGUGAUAUUAAUGUAUCGUGUUAUAGAAAACUCAUACUACUGAAUAUUUGCAAAUCUUUUUAUCAUAAACACCAAACCAGGUGAAAAGAUGUACAAAAAGCUUGGGGCUCGGUAAAAAUAUUGAAUAUGUUAAAUACUGGGAGCCCUUGGGACCGUUUUACACACUAGUUAUCAUGGAGUUGUGUUUGUAUUUUUUCGGCCUGCCCUAAUGUUUAUCUUCACUACACUAACAACAAUCACAUUUACACUGUCUAACUCGCGUUUCAAUAACUAAGUUAUCACCUUCAGAGACCAAAGAUUGUUAAUUUUUCUCUUUUCAUUUAAUUCUCCGCUUAUUAGCUUUUUCAUAAUAAUUUGUAAAUGAAGUGUACUACUUGUAAUAUAUUUCAAAUUUAGUUUUCUCUAAUUACAUGAUAGCAUUGAAAUCUAUCUUGCUUACUAAUUUUUGAUAAUUAUGGAGGGUAGAGGUAAGGAGCGUUCCUUAAAUGAACUUGAAUUAAGAUGGCGUUGCUGUACCAGAGGAUCAUUUUCUUUUUAGCUCAACGUCAAAAGUACAAUUUAUUUGACUGUGUUAGCAAUUCGACUUCUAAUACAACACAUUUACCAACUACUAGUAUAUGACAAUUAUAAAAGUAACUAAAUUCAUUUAUUUCAUGCAAUUUUGGGGACACUUUUUGAUUCAAAUAACUAUAUCAGUGUAUGCACUUACCUCUACCGUCCAUAAUAAAAAGAUUUACACCAACUUCACUUAUUGACAGUUUAGCAAUAUUGCCACAUUCAGUAAAAGUAAAAUCAUUUUAUAAAAAGAGUUUACCUCCAUCCUCUGAAGAUGAUAAUUUGGUUAUCAUAAUGCGCAUCAGAGUAUGUAAAGUAUGAUAUUUCUUUGUUCCAUAUUUGUUUUUUCGUAUAUUUUUGUAAUGUAUCGGUUUCACAUAUCUACGAGGUGUGAUAAAAAAAUAUGGUGAAUUAUUAUAUUAAAAUUAGAGUCAAAAAAGUUAACAUAAAAUUGGAGUUAAUCCAUGACUCUUAGAGAGUAGUUCAAUCCCCUUAAUUAGAACCAUGUUUAGAAGGCUUUUUUUGGAAAUCUGGUGAUUAAAACCAAUUAGGACAGACAAGAAAACUUUUAGCGACCAAAAAAUUGAAAAAAAAACGGUACUUGUGGUACAGUACGUUAUUAUGAUGAAGAAGAAUGCCAAUUGACAGUAUAUAAAGCUCUUUCUUUGCAAAUCCUUGUUAAACUCUUUAGUAAUCUCUCUAAUAAUCAAUGGACUUUUUGAAAGAACUUGUUUGUUUACUUUCGAAACAUUUCCAUUUGUUUUUCAGGUUUCAGGAAUAAAACAAUUAUUUAUUCCAUCAUACAGUUACGUGGUCUGCCACUCCUAUUCUCCCCAGUGACAAAACAUCGAUUGAUACUAACGUCAAGCAGUGAGAAUUCUAGAUUAACUUUCUUGGAGAGAAUUUAAAUCUUCAAAAAUCAAAUUCAACUCAUUCAUUUCUGUAGGCAACCCUCCCUCUAAUUCUGACGGGUAUUUGUGUAACUGAGUUGAUUGAGGUGAAUUUUCUGGAACCGUUGGUGAUCUUCAUACUGAACACACUGUUCCCACCACAACUACACCAAAACUUACAAUUACACUGUCUGACGCGCGUUUCGAUAACCAAGUUAUCAUGUUCAGAGACUGAAGGUAAACAGAUAACAGUUUAUAGGAAAAUUGUGCUGUUAUUUUACUAGGGCUUGCAUCAAUAGCACUUGUUUGUAAGCAUAAUUCAUACACAUCAAUACAUGGCUUUCAUUUUCCCAAUUAAAAUGAGAUGUUCUGCAUUUAACACAUUUUCACCCUCUACUACGAAAUUGAAAUUAGCAUACCCUUCAAAUAUAAUAUGUAUUCUAGAAUUCUCAAUUUCAUAUUGCCAAAAAAUAAAAUGAUAUAAUCUCAUUAUAUAAUGACCUUAUAACUCAACUGAAAAUAAAACAUUGAGUAAGUAAUAAUUAAAAACAAAAAUCAAGUCCAAUGCAAUGAAAACAACUACUAAAAAUAUCAAAAAAGUAGUUUCUCCGCAGUGGCGCUGUCAUCUUAAUCUGAGAAACGUAUUCUUAUUGCAUUUCAAUUAUCAAAUUAAUCUCGAGUCCUUGUAAGGGACAGAAAUAAUCUAUCUACACAUCUAUUUUUGAUGUCAGAGGACGUCCCAUUAUACAACUGAUUCAUUUCCACUUAAAAUGCUCAUGCCACUUCUGAAUAGUUACCAUAUCAUCACCAAAGACAGAUUUCAAUAUUUCUUUAGUUUCCUUGGAAAUAUUUUUCAUUUUGAACCAAAAGUUAAUGUUUAGUUCAAGACGUGCCAGUUGACAUAGAGGCAGCGUUAAUAAGUACUCCCAUAAAAAAUAAUUCAUUAUAUUCUUUGUCACAUCACGUAGCGUUAAAUAUCUAUUAAAUGUCCAGAAAUUACAGGGGAAAAUAAAAUGUGCAUUUCGAUAUAAAUCGCAAUAAAACGUAACCACUAUGAAAUCAUCAUUUUCAAAAAAUAAGAGAAAACGUUUAUGAAGCACAAUUUGAAAUUGUUCUCAUUUUUAUUCAAGUGCCGAGGUGAAAUAAAAAGUAAAACAAACAACGUCACACGAGUUGCACAUGCUGUUUUUUAUUGCCAAUGCAGAUUAAACUGAAUAAUAAAACUUUCUUCAGUUUCCGAUAUUAUUUUCGACUCUAUAAUCAUUUUGAAACUGACAUGGGUAUUGCAGAAUAAGUUAUUGUAAUUCGGCCCCUAUAACAACUUACUCUCUAAUGUUAUUGAAGUUGAGAAGUUACGUAAACUUUCGUUGCUUCUUAUGGAGGGGUUUUCUGCGCAGGCAACCAACAUGACAGAUAUUACAGAUGUUAUUUGUUGGACACUAUACACAUUCCAUAUGAAUGGAAAGUAUUUGGUUCAGUUUAUGGUUUUCUUUCCUUUCAAAUAGUUAAAUUCUUCCAUUGGAUUUCUUCUUGUAUGCUUUAGUUUCAAAUAUCAGUCUCCAUUCGUCAUAUGUUGAAGAACCAUCUCAACUUUGAUCUUCUAUUUGCUUCUUUCCCCCCCAUUAAUAGCCCAAAAGUUUUCUCUCUGAAUUAUUACAUUUUUUCUAUAAUUUCUUUUUUGGCUCUGUACUCUUAGUUUAUCCAUUACCUUUCCAGUUUUCUGUUUAUUAAAAAGUAUUUUAAUUUUUGAUUGCAACUCAUUAAUCUUAGCUUUGAAUUGAUCAAAUCUUUUUCCAAGCGUUUUAAAUUCAAUCUUUAUUUUUUAUUUUUUAAAAAUAUAAUUUAAACAGGUUUAAUGUAAAUUUCCAUCAAAUUAUAAUUUUUUUUAAUCAGUUUUGAGUAAUUUAUAUCAAAAUGCCAUAUAUUUCCGGGUUUUGGCUGUUUAAUUAAUUUUUAUUAUGAUUAUGGAGUAAUAUUGUAGUAACAAAGCUGAAUUUUCUUUAUUUUGUUAAGAAAAUUUUUAUAUUUUUGUGAUGUUUUAUCUUUAUUAUACACAUUUCGAAUAGCAAAGAUAUUUAUUAAUUUUUCAUGUAUAUGUUGAAUCAUUUUACUAAUAUUAAGAACUGUAUACUGAAUCUAUUGGAUUAAACUGGGAGGUGUUCAUUUUGUUCCUAUUACAACAAUUUUGUAUUGUAUACAAUAUUUUAAAUAAAUUUCAAUAAAACCAAAAA